Rhizophagus irregularis DAOM 181602=DAOM 197198 is the source of this 909-nucleotide messenger RNA. RefSeq lists its product as uncharacterized. NCBI's taxonomy places the organism in Eukaryota, Fungi, Glomeromycota, Glomeromycetes, Glomerales, Glomeraceae. The record is from RefSeq and is a predicted model, not a curated record.
AUGCUUGGUUUGGAAUCAUCGCAAACGCAAUAUUUUCAAACUUUUGAAAAUUUUGUGGAUGAAAUUAAAAUAAAUAUUUUUAAAUAUGUCAAUCACCCUCUGAACUUGGCUCUAACAUGUCGAAAAUGGUCUAUUGUUGUAAAAGAUCCUUACGCUAAAACUGAAUGGUUGAUAGUAAAUUAUGGAAAAGCACACGCAUUAUUUCAAGCCAUAAGACUAGGUCCUACAUUUAUCGACAUGGCAUUAUGUCAAGUUUUAAUUGAAAGAAAAGUUAUAACAUCGAAAUUUUUUAUCCAAAUAUUGCUAAAGUACUUUGGUAAUAAUAAAAAAUUAUUUAGUUCCGACAAAAUUCAUGCUUUUCGACAAAAGAUAAAAUCAACUUAUUUAUUAAACGAAAGAUAUAAUCAAUCGGUUAAUAAUAAGAGAGAUUUAUUAUAUUCGAAAGGUAACGAAGUGCAGCUGAUUCGUACCUUCAUUGCCACUCAUCACAUAAAUCAUACUUCUGCUGGGAUGUUGUCAAAAAAGAAUUUUAAUUAUAUCGAAGAUUUGAUUAGUCAACUCAUUGGUCCAUCUAGAUCAAAGUCACUUCAGAUGUAUUUUAAUGGUGAUUUUAAUAUUCGUCAAUCACAUAAAUAUGGCGCAAUAAGAUUUUUUGGAGAAAGUUUUUCAAGGUCUUUAACUGUCUUACCUGUUUUUAUUAAUAAUGUUGGAAUAUUGGGAGCACAACCUUUAAGAAAUGUGAAUCAAAGACGAUGGAAUCGGCUUCGACGAUAUAGGAAUAGAUAUGCUCGGUUUAAUGGACCCAUUAAUAACGAAGAUACAUUGAAUCGAAUCGCAUGCCUACCUAUCCAACAAAUUAGGAAUGAACCAUUGAUAAAUCAAUUUUUCAAUGGGUCUCCAUUCAUUUAG